Sceloporus undulatus (fence lizard) is the source of this 1100-nucleotide messenger RNA. It is a transcript of the gene RERGL, whose product is annotated as RERG like. The transcript is spliced from 5 exons. The record is from RefSeq and is a predicted model, not a curated record. The coding region runs from base 1 to 615 and encodes 204 amino acids. Gene Ontology annotation, molecular function: GTP binding; GTPase activity. NCBI's taxonomy places the organism in Eukaryota, Metazoa, Chordata, Lepidosauria, Squamata, Phrynosomatidae.
AUGAAUGAAAUGAAAGUUGCUGUUUUAGGCAGCGAAAGGACUGGGAAAUCUGCCCUUACAGUGCGAUUCCUAACCAACCGUUUCAUCGGAGAAUACGCCUCUGACUCUGAAUGCAUUUAUACAAAGCAUAUGUGUCUAGAUGGAAAACAAAUUAAUCUGGAAAUAUACGACCCUUGUUCGCAACCUCGACAAGGGAAGCUGUCCCUGACGGAUGAGCUCCACUGGGCAGACGGGUUUGUCAUUGUGUAUGACAUCAGUGAUCGGACCUCUUUUGCUUUUGCAAAAGCAUUGCUCUACAGGAUACAAGAAUGCCACAUGGGAGCUUGCAAAAGGCAAGUUAAAUCAACUGUUGUGUUGGUUGGGAACAAGCAAGAUCUAUGCCACAUGCGAGAAGUUGGCUGGGAUGAAGGACAGAAAUUGGCCCUGGAUUACAAAUGCCAGUUCUGUGAACUAUCUGCAGCAGAACAUUGUCAGGAAGUGACAGCCAUGUUCACAAAAGUUCUAAAGAAUGUCACUUCCAAUUCCAAAGGGAAGGAGAAGAGACGUCCCAGUGGGUCAAAAUCCAUGGCCAAACUGAUCAACAAUAUGUUUGGGAAGAGGAGGAAGUCUGUUUAGUGAAAGGUCCAGCAGGUGGAGUCUGGGCAGAAGAAAGACACCAAAAAGAGGGCCUUCUAAUCCAUGUGGGAAUUUCACCCGUGUAUUUGUGUGCAGGGCUCUGUUUGAUAAAGAAGCCAUAGAACCAUACCAAGUAUUAACAAUACCUUUGUUCACACAUGACAUGCAGGUUUAUCCCGUGAGGUCUUGUCAGUUGAUGACUUGCAUUGCAAUGUGUGGACUUAUUUUCUCACUUUGAAGUAAUGGUGAGUUGACAUCAGGCAAUACUGAGUUUUUUCACUUGUUACUAAUCCGUGAGGAUAGAAUCAGAUGUUCAAAUUUUAUCUUCUGAUGCUCAUACAUCACUGUCUUAAUCUAGCCAAUUUUUUUUUACUGUUAAUAGACUACUGAAAGCAAAUGGGCCAAAGUUAAUUCCAACUAGUUUUAAUUGGAUCAAAACCUGUAUGUGUGAACAAGGCUUAAACUAGAUCACAGACUAAUCCAAU